AUGGAAGCUGUGGGUACUCCCCAAUCCUCAACAGGUGACCAUGACUACUUCACCCAAGCACCAGCACAAACAGACCACAUAGAACCUGUUCCCUCAGAUCAUGACUAUUUCUCAGAGAAGCCUCCUGAUCCUCCUGUAUCAGCAGAAGCUGACGAAGCUGAAGAUGCAGGAGCAACUAAGGAGUCUGGCAAGGAUGGGGAUGACAUGAUACUGACACUGUCUCCACAGUGUAAUGACGAGGAGGAGGAGGAUCUGGAACAUAUGAAGGAAGGUGUAGAACCAGAUGCAGAACCACAAAAGGAAAGUGUUGAAAUAGCAGCAAUUGAGGAAGAGAAAAUAGAUGCUAAUGAAGGUGAAGAAAGUACACCAGAUAAAGAAACUGUUGAAAUCACAUUAGAAAAAGAAAGUAUGGAGACAACAUCAGAUGAAGAAAGUAAGGAGAUGGCACCAGAUGAAGAAAUUAAGGAGACAAAGUAUGGCAACGCACCAGAUGAAGAAAGUAUGGCAACGGCACCAGAUGAAGUAAGUAAGGAGACGUCACCAGAUAAAGAAAGUAUGGCAACGGCACCAGAUGAAGAAAGUAUGGAAACCGCACCAGACAUGGCACAGUCUGAAAGCACACCAGCUAAUCGAGAUGUGGAAACUGCAGUAGAUGAGGAGGGCAUGGAUGUUGAAGAAGGGGAUGAAGGUGGAAGCAAAGACAAUGUUGCUGAAGGUCAGGAAUCUAAAGGUGAGGAAGGGAAUGAUGACUGUAGAGGCCCACCUGGAGAGGAAGUGAACAAACCUGUAGGAUCACAGGUGGCAGAUGACGUACAGAAUACACAUGGACAUGAAAACACUGAUGCAGAAGUACAAGGAGUUGCUGAAGAGGAGAAACCUGUGAGUGGUGGAGGAGGUGGUGGAGAUACUUCAAAUGAUAUCGAUGGAGUAGGGAAGGGUGCCCAGGAAGAAGUUGUAGGGGUACAGGAGAAGGGCAGCUCAACAAAGCCCCCGGGUGUUACCAUUUCUGCCUCUCAGACAGAGUUAUUUUCUGAGGAGGAGGAGGAGAAGGAGGAGGUUGAGGAUGGUGAAAGAAAAAGUGAUAGUGUGAAAGAUGAUAAUGACAAUGAUAAGGAUACUGUGAGCACUGUAACAGCGGAGGAGGGAGGGGAGGCAGUGGUGGAGAUGGACAAUGCUGAGGAGGAUGAAAAUGGAGGGGUGGCAGCGGAAGACUCCUUUCUCACUGCAGCGAAUCUCAACAAAAUUGCUGAGCAUGACAACGAUAGUGACACAGAAUCAGAAGCUGAUGUAGUGGGGAGACCCAACAGACGCGGGCGCAAAUCAAAAGACUUUGGUGCCUCAUUUGUAACAGAAGAGGAUGACAUGGGUUUGAUGAUUGAUGCUGAAUGGAAGGAAAAGAAGAGAACAUCAACACCUCGACGUCAACAUGAGACUAAGCUGGAUAUGUCACUACUGAGGGUGCCCUUUGAUUAUGGUUGGAGGAGGGAGGUGGUGAUGCGGGCAGUGGUGGAGGGAUCCAACACACAGAUGGACACCUACUACCAUCCCCCAGAAGGAUCUAAACUGAGGUCAAUGGUCCAGAUUGCCGAUUAUUUGUCAAGGACUAAGUCCCCAUUAUCUGUCGACAACUUUUCCUUUGCCCGGAAGUGUAUCUCUGAACCUCCCUUUGAAGUCAUGAGGCAAGCGAACAGUGGAAGGAAAUGUUUCCAGAAAAAGUCGCGAGGUGGUGCAGGGUUUGGGAGAAGUCGAGGAAGGGGGAGAGGUCGAGGUCGAGGUCGGGGUGCAUCUCCGGGUCGAGGUCAUUUUUUGCGCUCAACUUCGCCAAGUCCCGAGAAUACAUCUUCAUUCCGAGUUAGCGUUAAGACAGACAGUCCAGUGGUGACAUGGAAUUCAACACCGGUGUCUGACAGUAUAUUGCCACCCAAACGUAGACCAGGUCGUCCCUCCAAGCUGUCCUACCCUCCCCCAGAGGUUGUGAUUGAGAGAGAGGAGGAGGAGGAAGAGGAGGAGGAGGAGGAGGAGGAAAGAGAUACAGAUGUCAACUUGAGCCCCACUGUCCAGUUUGCUUCAUCUGCUGUCAGCAUCAAGCGUUCCCACAGUGACGUGGAGGACACAGACAGUGAUCACGAUGCCAACAGCUCCAUCACCAGCUCUGCUCCGCCACGGAAAAAGGCUACAGCAAGGAAGAGCACAACACCACGUGUCCCAAGCUUGAAGCCUCAGAGCAAGACGACAACGCCCCUGUCUCCCCCAGGGUCCCUGGGUCAGCUGUGCACGUUGCAGUGCCCGGGGCUGGAGGGGAUCCCCCCAACUCUACAGUGUGCUGGCUGUAUGUGUCUCUUCCAUCCCCGAUGUGUCAACUGCAAGGAAGACAAAGCCACAUUCCUCUGUCUGGUAGGUUCUGGGGUUUUACUGACUACCAACAGUGUAAGGACCAUGAGUAUCCCCACGCCAACGGUGAGAGCACCGGUGCCGGUUCAUACCCUUGUCAAUGCCAGUGUGAGACCACCACCCAUUAUGCCCACCCCAGCCACAAUUUCCAUCCCCACAUCAGGUGUAGUCCGAGCUGCACCCCCACUCACUUUGUUAAGAGCCCCACUCCAGACAUCUCUCAACAAGCCUGCUCAGGCCACUAUGCCUACUAUCCCACCCCCCAGGCUCACAGUUGCCCCGGGGGUGCUUGUACCAGUGUCUCAAGGUUCCAAUGGAAUCCAGCCUAGGACUGAUGCUCAGCUCUCAACAAAUGCUAACAAGCAGUCAGAAAUUCCUCUCAAUGCACAAUUAUUGACUCUACCAGAAGGUGUGACAAAGAGAUUAAAACUGUCACAGCCUUUGGCAUUGAAAAUCAACAAUAUUCAGAUUGUGGUGCCUCCAUCAUGUGUGAUAAACUCAAGUGAUGGGUUGAAGGUGCUGCUUCCUCCCAAUACGUUCCCUCUUCCAACAGAUCCCAAUGCCAAACUUAGCGUGACAGUGUCCAAUAACACAGCGUCCUUGGAGAGUGCUGACGGCAAGCAGCAAGUUAGCCCCCCAGUGCACCCCCCAGGGGAGGAGCUGCCUGCUGCUGCAGCUAAGAAGGAUGCACCAGUCAUUUCCUCUCCCUCCACUCGAGCAUCUAAGCGGAGACAAGCUAUGGAUGCAACCUGCUGCUAUAUUAAAAAACUGUAUGCAGGUUAUGACUGUAUGUUACAGAUAUUCGAAUAUUUACGGACUAAAGAUCUCCUAAGGGCUGGUGCAGUUUGUCGUACUUGGAAUAAAAUCUCCUUGCAACCAUGUUUAUGGAAGCGAGUUCGACUCCGGAGCACAGUCAUCAGUGAGUGGGAAGCUGCAGCACAGUUCUUUAGGAAGGUCCGAGUUGAAAGUUUGUGCCUGCAAGGGAUGUUCCACAAACACGACAGGAACAGGACAUGGCACUUGAUGAUUGCCAACCUCCACCACCUGGUUGGUCUGCGGGAGAUAGAGUUUGGUCAUGUACCAGCCUCGGUGCUCCACCUGGUCUGUGAGAAACUUGGCAACCUCGAGGUCUUCAAGUCAGAGUACAUCUCAGAAGUCAACGGAGAUCAGAAUAGGAACAUUCCCUGUAAGAUUGACUUGGGCAAGUUUGUGUGUCUGAAGCACUUGCGUGAACUGCGACUUCGAGGUACUAGGGGCCUCACACUACCUGCCUUCUCAUUCAAUGGGGGACUGGCAGAACUGGCAGCUCUCAAGAACCUGGAAACUCUGUCGCUCACUACACUGAAGUCCAUCCCGGAUAAUGAAUUCCACUUCCUCCGUGACAUGAAGCAGCUCAAGUUCCUGGAGGUUGGCAACUGUAACACUUGGUCAUCGGAGACUUACUUUGUGCUGGGCUCGCUGACAAACCUGACUCACCUCCGCCUGGAGUAUGGUGGGGAGAUCCCAGAUAUCGGCCUUGGUGAUGCUCUGUCCUCCUUGGAGAGCCUGGAGGAGCUUCAACUGAUCCACUUCGGCCUGGCCGACACGCUGUACAUCCCACUGGAGCAGCUUAACAAACUCAGGUCCCUGGUUGUCUGGCCCGAGGCAGCAGAUAUGGCAGCUGUCAAUUCCAACACGCUCACACUGGUGUCGAAACUCCAAAAACUUCAGCUGUUGGAGUGGGGUGUGAUCGUCAACUCUGACAUGUGUGCCCCUGAUCCCCUCUCUGACCAUGACCGACAGGCCAUGUGGAUUCCCUUCUAUCCCCCCAACUAUGUGGAACUCCAGAAACAGCCCGAAGCCCCCACAGUCCCUGUCAACAGACUCAGCCUCAUCCAGCUGACAGAGAGCCUGGCAGACUGUCUGCCACAUACAGACAUCAAGGUCAAGAAGAUCAAGUCUCAGGUCAAGGUUAAUGGCUGGGCUAAUGACUCAUAGUGAAACACUGCAACUUUCUCAUCCAUCAGAACAAAUUCCUUAACAGACCUCUAGAAUUGCACAUAUCUGCAGGGUGAUGACUUGAUUGUGAGAGAAAGCUAAUUCCUGGCAGAGAUGUUUGUUAGGUUGUAUUCUCUGUUCUGGUUUUCUGCUACAUGUAGGGUUCCAAGUAAGAGCAUUCACAUGUUGUAUUUGGAGGAUUUUAACAUUUUGGGAAUUUUGACAAUUUUAUUACAGUGAAACACUAGGUUUGUUGUUUUAUUUGAAAUUAUUUGGGAACAUUUUAUAAAGUUUGUGGUUAUAAUGUAUUUUGUUGAAGAAGUGGAAGUAUGAGACAGACAGACAUAGACAGAAGUGAAUUCAGUACCUCGAUGCCACAAGCCUAUAACACAUACAAUGUAACUGUUGACAAAAGGGAUUGCAUGAUUUGUACAGAAACAACCUUUACAAGAAGGUUCACUUUAUAUAAUAGUUACAAUAAUAUUACUUGAAAUACUGGUCACUGGUAUGGUGACCUGCAUCUGGCAGCUGUGGCCCUUGCAUGAAUCCUCUCUCCUCUAUCUUUAAUAACAGAGGAGAGAAGAUUCAUGCAAGGGCCACAGCUUGAAUUGCUUGAAAUAGACACACAACUUAAUAGGAUUGUACCCGACGCAUAAAGAAACAGCCUACAGAGAUAAGGACUGGGCAUUUUCUUACAAACUAGUAGGCAAAGACAAGACCCGAUGCAUGUGUACAUGAUUGUUUACCUAACUUUUACUACCCUUGAAUUUAGUAUAUAGUUUAUAAGUCCCGGUCAAUCACAGGAACAGUGCAUGAUUAUGUAUAUACAAAGAGGGCAUCACAGUUCAUGAUUAUGUAUAUGUCAUGAAAUAGAGAAGGUGACACAAUCUUUUAAUCAGUUGUAAAGGAUUUAUGUUCAAUAAACAUUUGUGCAGUAACUUCAAAAUGUGCUCUACACAUAGAUAACAUUAUACCAAUAUAUAUAAGAUGAAGAAAUAUAUUUAGGGGGCUAUCCUAAUUGACUCUAUGGCUGACAUGAAGUUGGUAUAGAUGUAUUUCAGAGAAAUAUUGAUCACACAAUACAAACCUGUAGUCCUAGGAUGGAACUGUCUACUGUUGAGGUGAAGUCCUGCCAACAUCAUCUAAGGGUUGGGUCAAGCAAGGGUUUGGUUAUCACUGAAUUUAGUAGGACUUAAAGCUAACUUUUAAAACAUAUAGCCCAUGUGAGCUUCUUGUAGAGUAUGCUGUCCAUCUACCCAGCCACCUGCCAUCAACAGUAGCACUCUGUUCACUGCCACCCCUGAUCUGUACAACCCUGUAAAGCAAUAAGAAGACAGUAGCUUGUCACACACAAGGGAAUGGACGUUAUCGUAUUAACUGUUUGGAACAGUCCAUGGUGAAAGGUAUUCGGUAAGGGUAGAAUAUGCAUUGCCAUUUUCAGUUUAUCAAAAUAUAGGUAGUUCAUGUUUUCUUGUAAUGACUGGUACAUUGUUAGUGAAGUGCAUCAAAUUUACUUUGAUAUCUUGAAAUACAGACUUAAUAAGAUGGUGAUUCAGUGUGAGAAAAAUGAGAGAAAAUAACUAAGUAAGAGCUCAAGAGGAGAGACUGGAAACCCGAAACACUCUUAUUGUUUUGGCAUAAAUUGUGCUACAAAUUUGUGUGAAUGAAGUUAUGAUACUGUUUGGUUGUGUUGACAUUAUUAGCAACUACUUCCUAAUGCCGAAAGAAGUAUUACUUAUAGUCUUUCACGGAUAGUGUUUGAAGAAGGAAAGAAGCAAUAUAGGUAACGUAGUGUUAAAUAGUAGACUAUGGAUGAUGGGUGGACUUGCCCAGAUUGGUGACACUGUGACUUGUGAGGAGAUGUUUAUCAUGGGAAUGUGUACUGAUGUACAUGGUGCUGUUUCCUUGUAGAUAGUCACCUCUGCUAUAUUGCUAUUGUUCUGAAUAUAUAUAUCUACCUUCCAACUUGGAUAAGGUUCUGAUGUGGCAAAUUGAUUGCAAUGUGUGAUAUAGAAUGAUGAGAAGGCAUUGUUAUGUCAUACAUGAAACCUACAGUUAAGGGUAACAAUUAGAAUGAGUGAAGACCUUGACUGUCUCUGAAAGAGAAAGGUUUUACAGGUAUCCCAUCAUUAAUCAUGUUGACUCAUUUGUUCAUAAUACUUUUCCAUGCAAAUUAGUAAUAACCUUCAUUGUAUAUUUCAUCAGCACUUGUAUAUAGCCUUUUUAAAGAUGGUUAGUGUACACUAUUCAUCUAGUGCUCUCUGACACCUGUGAACUUUGUAACAAAGAUCAAACUGGAUAUUGCCAAUUAUGCAAUAAAUAAUGUUUAUGAUACUUA
Messenger RNA from Haliotis rubra (blacklip abalone), 6706 nucleotides. RefSeq lists its product as uncharacterized. Lineage: Eukaryota; Metazoa; Mollusca; Gastropoda; Lepetellida; Haliotidae. Gene Ontology annotation, molecular function: protein binding; DNA binding. The transcript has 17 exons. Bases 1 to 4368 code for a protein of 1455 amino acids. The record is from RefSeq and is a predicted model, not a curated record.